Messenger RNA from Saccostrea cuccullata (small rock oyster), 1896 nucleotides. RefSeq lists its product as uncharacterized. The record is from RefSeq and is a predicted model, not a curated record. NCBI's taxonomy places the organism in Eukaryota, Metazoa, Mollusca, Bivalvia, Ostreida, Ostreidae. The transcript is spliced from 6 exons.
AUGAACAAGGAGGAACUAGAUAUGAUGAUCAAAGUGCAAUUAUUUCACCAUCGGCGAAAUGACAAAGUUACUAGUGCAAAGAAACAUAGAUCAAAAGAAAGGGAGAGAAUCAGACAAGAAUAUUUUUUUAAUGGACAUCAAGUGUGUAGAGAAACAUUUGCGUUUUGCCAUGGAGUUUAUAGGAAGACGGUGGACGCGCUUGCUCGUUCCCUUGAUAAGGAUGGACUCGCUCCUAGAAUUCAUGGAAACAUUGAUAGUAGAGCUAAAGUGUUGCACUCUGAUAAGACCAAGGCUGAUAUACAUCAGGACUAUUUGUUAGCUGCAGAGAGUCUACAUUUGAGAAAGAUAUGUUUGUCAGAAUUUAAAAGAGUUUGGCUGAAUAUAUGUCCACAUGUUCUAAUUAGCAAGCCUUCAACAGACCUAUGUUAUAAAUGCCAAUCCUAUGCGAAUAUCCUGGUUCAUGGUGGCAUGAUGACAGAAGAGGAAAAGGAGCAACAUCUUGAGAAAUACACAGCUCAUGUUGAAAAAUCAAAGAUGCAGAGGGAUUAUUACAGAAGGCAAUGUGAAGUUUCUAAAACUAGCUUUUCUGCUCUUCCAAAUGAGAGAAAAACCAGAGGUCAGCCCAUCUGUUCUUUGGAGGGAACUCAACAUUACAGUUUUGAUUAUGCCCAGCAAAUACAUUAUCCACAUUAUGCGCAACAGGUUGGUCCUUUGUUCUUCAAAACCCCACGGAAAUGCCAGUGUUUUGGAAUCGGUUCAGAGGGUUCAGGAUCACAGAUAUUUUACUUGAUUGAUGAGUCUCAGCAUUCUGGAAAGGGGGCCAACUCUGUUGCCAGUAUGAUUCACCACCAUUUUCAACAUAAAGGUUAUGGAGAAAUGAAUUUACAACUCCAUAUGGACAACUGCACUGGUCAAAAUAAAAACAACACUGUUAUUGGAUAUGGGAUGUGGCGAGUUAUGACCGGCAGACAUAUGACCAUUGAGUUUUCUCUGAUGGAGGCAGGCCACACAAAGUUUCAUCCCGACUGGCAUUUUGGGCUCUGGAAGGUGAAAUGGCGAGGAACAACUGCAGAGAAUCUUGAGGAAGUGGCCAAAUCCGUUGCUCAUUCAUCUAGGAAUAACCAUAAAUUCCCCACUUGAUAGGAUCCCCAGUAUCCAGUCAUUUUCUAUGACUGGAGCACGUUUCUCAAGCAGUACUUCAAGCCAAUACCUCAACUCAAGCAGUAUCAUCAUUUUCGCAUGACACAUGAACAUCCUGGAGUAGUCCAUCUACGAAAGUAUGCUGGAGAUGAAGAAAUUACUGUCAACAUCCUGAAACACAAAGAUUUCAGGUUUCCAAACAUGGAUGCCUCUCUUCCAACUGUUAUUAAAGCAUGUGGCCUUGACGCACAGCGACAGUGGUAUUUAUACGACGAGGUGGCCCCAUACUGUGCCAGUCAUGAGGCAUGUCCCCGCCCAAGUGUACCAAAACCAUCAGCCAUAAAAGUUGAACAGAAAGUGAAAUUAGGAAAGAGAAAAUGUGCAAAUGAACAUUGUAACAAAUCAAUGUAAUUUACAUGCUGUCAUGGAUGUUAAGAGUUUGAUUUUAUCUAGUUCUUAAAACUGUUAUAUUCUGUUGUAUUAAUUUGAUCAAACAAUAUGUGUUUCAGAAUGAAAUGACAUCUAUUUCAAAUUGUGUUACUUCAUUGCUUUUAUGUAACUUUAAAGUCGCAGAAAUCACCAAUAUCAGAUAAAGCAAGAUGUGUUCAUGAAACACUAUGUACCCAGUGGUCCCUAAGUUUGAAAAAACUAUUUUUAGUAUAUAGGUCACAAUCAAGGUGACAAGGUCAUUAACCUUGGUGUCAUUUGAAAAAACUUAAUUUAGUGGAGUACGCAUAGAAAGUAUGAAGUUUCUAU